Molecule: messenger RNA, 2057 nt
Organism: Chelonoidis abingdonii (Abingdon island giant tortoise)
Lineage: Eukaryota; Metazoa; Chordata; Testudines; Testudinidae
Source: RefSeq, a predicted model, not a curated record
GGGAAUUGAAAAUUCUAAAGAGGAAACUGAUGGAGGCCCCAGCCCUGGGUCUGCCAGAUCUCUCCAAACCGUUUCAGCUGUAUGUGCAUGAGAGGAAAGGGGUGGCUCUGGGAGUGCUUACUCAGUUGCUAGGCACCUGGAAAUGUCCUGUGGCUUACUUUUUCAAACAACUGGAUCAGGUUGCCAAGGGGUGGCCGGCAUGUUUACAGGCGGUAGCUGCAACUGCUCUAGUACCUGAGGAAGCUGAAAAGCUAACUUUGGGAGGGACUGUGAAAGUGUACACGCCGCACAUGGUGCAAUCCCUGCUGGAUGCUAAGGGUGGUCUCUGGCUCACACAGGCUCGAGUGGCUCGGUAUCAGGCUAAGCUUCUGGAAAAUCCUGAAGUCACUCUGCAGGCUUGCCCCUCCCUUAACCCAGCCACCCUGUUGCCAGAAACAGAGGAGCAGGAACAUGACUGUUUAGAUGUCAUAGAUGCCCAAUACUCCAGCCGCCCAGACUUAAAAGAUCAGCCACUCCCAAAUGCAGAUUAUGAGUGGUAUACCGAUGGCAGUAGCGCUGUUACAAACGGACAAAGGGCAGGCUAUGCUGUUGUAACUCUCCAUGAGACGGUGGAAGCAGAGAGUUUUCCUGUCGGGACAUCAGCCCAGCUGGCUGAGUUAGUAGCCUUAACCCACGCGCUUGAACUGUCAAAAGGAAAAAGAGUUAACAUCUUUACUGAUUCCAGAUAUGCUUUUGGAGUGCUGCACGCUCAUGCAGGUCUGUGGAAGCAGAGGGGAAUGCUGACAGCCCAAGGAUCUCCGGUGAAGCAUGGGACGCAGAUUCUCCGGCUUCUAGAAGCAGUGCAGCUCUCCUCGGCGGUAGCAGUGAUACACUGCAAGGCUCAUCAAAAAGAAGACCAUGAUGUCAACAAAGGCAAUGCCAGAGUGGAUAGGGAAACCAAGCGAGCUGCUACCCUGGAACCACUGGAAACUGAGGAUGCCCAGAUGCAUGCCCUCAUCCCAUCAGUAGGGGAACUCCCAGCCCCUCAAUACUCACAUGAGGAAAGGAACCUGGCCAACACACUUGGGCUCCAGGAAAAGGAGGGAUGGCUUCACUCCACAGAAGGAAAGAUCCUCCUACCAAAGAGCCUAAUGCGACUAGUGCUGCAAAGACUACAUCAAACCACUCAUGCUGGCAGAGUGUCUCUAACCCAGCUCGUGAAUAAGUAUUUCCUGACCUCUGGACUCAGGCUUCUGGUCUCCCAGAUACAGGCCGAAUGCUUAAUCUGCCAAAAGAACAACCCCAGACCAGGACUUUCAGUGCCACCUGCUACCCUGGAACCCACCCCAGGUCCAGGAAUGGUUUGGCAAAUAGAUUUUACUGAGUUCCCUCGGACUCAAGGGUACAGAUACCUUCUCGUCUUAGUGGACCGAUUCAGCGGAUGGCCCGAAGCCUUCCCAUGCAGAAACAAUACUGCCAGGACAGUGGCUUUGAAGUUUGUCAAGGAAAUCAUUCCCCGAUUCGGACUUCCCCAGUGGAUGGAAUCUGACAAUGGACCACACUUCACAUCGAAGAUCAUUCAGAAUAUCUCAGACGUCUUACAGAUCACCUGGAAGCUCCACACUCCAUGGCGACCGCAGGCCAGUGGAGUGGUGGAACGCACCAAGCAGACACUCAAGCGACAUCUCUCAAAGGUCUGCCAGGAGGCAUCUCUUCGGUGGCCUGAUGCUUUGCCCCUUGUUUUACUCCGUGUCCGUGCUCUUCCUAAGGGUAGAUUAGGACUUAGUCCCUUCGAGAUUAUGUUUGGAAGGGCAUGGCCUAUGAAUGGUACACCGGUUCUGUUAGGAGAGUGGGAAGUGGGAUGUGGUUUCUUGUCCCAGUACAUGUGCUCUCUGUCUGCUGUUCUCUGUUCUCUUCACAGGUACACUAAAGACUCGCAGCCUCUCUCGCUGGACGAACCUAUCCACUCCCUGCAGCCAGGUGACUCCGUCCUCGUUCGUACCUGGAAAAACAAGCCUCUCCAAGAGAAGUGGAAGGGACCCCACACCGCUGACCUCUCACACGGCGGCCAAGGUUAA